AUGUUCGCUCUCUUCUUCGCGCUUCCAGCCUUCUUUACCUUCUUUUCUCCGAGCACGAUUACUACAGAUCUCCUCCGGCCCGCGCUUUUCGCCCGUACCGCCUAUUGCCCAACCAGCACUAUUGUUAACUGGACCUGUGGAGCCCCGUGCAAUGCACUGCCUGGUAUUCAAGUCUUCACCGCAGGCGGAAACCAGGGUACCAUCCCAUUCUUUUAUGUUGCGAGCGACCCGCAGUCGCAGAGCAUUGUCGUGGUCCACGAGGGCACAGACCCAGCCGACCUAUUAUCAGUGUUGAAUGACAUCGAGUUCUCCCAAGUGAAUCUCAAUAGCACCCUCUUCCCGAACGCUGGAAAUGACACCCUCGUCCACGACGGCUUCCAAGACACGCAGGGCCGAACAGCCGAUACUAUCCUUUCCACGGUGCAAAGUGCACUGGCCUCAACGGGCUACAAGAAUGUGCUUGUGACGGGUCACUCACUUGGUGCGGCCGUAGCCUCUCUUGACGCGGUAAUGCUCAAGAUGGCGCUGCCGAACGACGUCGCGAUCAACUCCGUCGUGUUUGGCCUUCCGCGCGUUGGGAAUGCUCAAUGGGCGUCCCUUGUCGACAGCCUGUUCCCGAGCUUCGCGCACGUCACAAAUCAGAAGGACCCCGUGCCGACCGUCCCUCCCCAGUUCCUCUCGUUCGUGCAUCCGGCGGGCGAGGCUCAUAUAACCACCCAUUGUUCGGACUCUACGGAGCUGCUGGAUAGCGACAUCCAGAACCACCUGGGGCCGUACUUCGACGGGGUAUCAUUUGGCUCCUCCGCCUCGGGCUGUUCGUGA
Molecule: messenger RNA, 822 nt
Organism: Postia placenta MAD-698-R-SB12
Lineage: Eukaryota; Fungi; Basidiomycota; Agaricomycetes; Polyporales; Adustoporiaceae
Exons: 6
Coding region: 1-822 (273 amino acids)
Biological process (GO): lipid metabolic process
Source: RefSeq, a predicted model, not a curated record